AUGAAUGGGCAUUUCCAAAGGCUAACUGCUGGGGCAAUAGCACUGGCCGGUGAAGUUGGUACUGUUGGUGUUCUUAAGCAAUUCUACCUCACAGAUGCAGCACUUGAGUUUGGAUUUUUGAGCACUGGGGACCAAGCAGCAAAAGGAAACUAUGGCCUCCUUGAUCUAAUUCAAGCUUUGCGAUGGACUAGUGAAAAUAUUGGGUUCUUUGGUGGUGACCCAUUAAGAAUAACUGUUUUUGGAUCUGGUGCAGGCGGUUCAUGCGUCAAUCUGUUGACUUUAUCCCAUUAUUCUGAAGGUAACCGUUGGAGCAAUUCAACCAAAGGACUUUUUCAAAGAGCAAUAGCUCAAAGUGGAACAGCUCUCUCCAGCUGGGCAGUUAGUUUUCAGCCUGCAAAAUACGCCAGGAUGUUGGCUACAAAAGUUGGUUGCAACAUGUCAGACACUGUAGAAUUGGUAGAAUGUCUACAGAAGAAGCCUUAUAGAGAACUUGUCGACCAGGACAUUCAACCAGCAAGAUACCAUAUAGCCUUUGGACCAGUAAUUGAUGGUGAUGUGAUACCAGAUGAUCCUCAGAUAUUGAUGGAACAAGGAGAAUUCCUCAAUUAUGACAUCAUGUUGGGAGUUAACCAAGGGGAAGGGUUAAAAUUUGUUGAAAACAUUGUGGAUAGCGAAGAUGGCAUAUCAGCUAGUGAUUUUGACUUUGCAGUUUCCAAUUUUGUCGAUAACUUAUAUGGAUACCCUGAAGGCAAAGAUAUAUUGAGGGAAACGAUUAAAUUUAUGUACACGGACUGGGCAGAUCGACACAAUCCUGAGACCAGAAGGAAAACACUGCUGGCUUUGUUUACUGAUCACCAGUGGGUUGCACCAGCAGUGGCUACAGCAGAUCUUCACUCAAAUUUUGGAUCGCCUACGUAUUUCUAUGCCUUCUACCAUCAUUGCCAGACAGAUCAGGUACCUGCAUGGGCAGAUGCAGCCCAUGGAGAUGAGGUUCCUUACGUACUAGGAAUCCCCAUGAUUGGUCCUACUGAAUUAUUUCCUUGUAAUUUCUCCAAAAAUGAUGUCAUGCUAAGUGCGGUGGUGAUGACGUACUGGACAAACUUUGCAAAAACUGGUGACCCAAAUCAACCAGUGCCGCAAGACACAAAAUUCAUCCAUACAAAACCAAAUCGUUUUGAAGAAGUAGCAUGGACCAGAUAUUCUCAGAAAGACCAACUGUAUCUUCACAUUGGAUUAAAACCACGAGUUAAAGAACAUUAUAGGGCCAAUAAAGUGAACCUUUGGUUGGAACUGGUACCUCAUCUGCACAAUCUUAACGACAUUUCACAGUAUACCUCUACCACAACUAAAGUGCCAUCAACUGAUAAUACUUUCAGACCAACAAGGAAAAAUUCUGUUUCUGUUACUUCAGCCUUUCCUACAGCCAAACAAGAUGAUCCCAAACAACAACCAAGCCCAUUUUCAGUGGAUCAAAGGGACUAUUCAACAGAAUUGAGUGUUACUAUUGCAGUUGGUGCAUCUUUGCUGUUCCUGAACAUUUUGGCUUUCGCAGCAUUGUACUACAAAAAAGACAAGCGGAGACAUGAUGUUCAUAGGAGAUGUAGCCCACAACGUACUACUACCAAUGAUCUUACCCAUGCACAAGAAGAGGAGAUAAUGUCCCUCCAAAUGAAGCACACUGACUUGGAUCAUGAAUGUGAGUCCAUCCAUCCACAUGAGGUGGUUCUUAGGACCGCCUGUCCCCCAGACUACACGCUAGCUAUGAGAAGGUCUCCUGAUGAUAUUCCCUUAAUGACACCCAACACCAUCACAAUGAUUCCCAACACUAUACCAGGGAUUCAACCCCUACACACAUUCAAUACAUUUACCGGAGGACAGAACAAUACUCUGCCCCAUCCUCAUCCCCACCCCCAUUCACACUCAACAACCAGGGUAUAGCCAGACAAGACGAAACAAACUUUAUUUUUUGAUGGAUUUCAGUAGGUGAUAUUACUGAAGAUUACUUGGCUUUCAACCUACAAGACUCUUACUAUUUAAAUAUGGAGGAAUAUUAUGUGAAUAUACAUAUCAAGAACUUUUGGGGUUUUGAAAAAAAUGAAUUGUACAUAUAUCAAAUGAACUUAAGAAACAAACAAACAAAACAAAAGAAAAAACAAAAAAACCCAACUGUUUGCAAUUGCUUGAAGCAGUUGUCCUGAAUGAUACUUUUUCAUUCACAUUCAAGUAUUAAUUUUUUGAAGAUUUAAGUUACAUAAUGGAAUUAGGCAUGUGCAACACAAACAGGAAAGAACUAUGACUGAAAAUUUUAAAAACCUAUAAAUAUGCACAAGGGACACACUAAUGGAAUGUCAGAUAAUUUUCACCAAUUUUUAUUUGGACCUGUUUUCUUGUGUAGACCAUAUUUACAUAUUUGAAUAAGUACACAAAGCACCAAUGCUGUUAAGGCCUUAGAAAGGGGCUCAUGCUGAAAUCUGCCAGUCAAAGAAGUUUUACAGCCUGGCAGGUACAACAUUAUCACAUAAGUGCUGUCAGUAUAAAAGGUGUGGGAAUAAAGGAAACUGGAUAUUUUUAGCACGAUGUGCAUGAUAAUUUAUAUGCUUGGUGGCUGUGCUGCUGAUUAAGCCGUAAUUAAAAUUCUUCUCAUCCCAUUGGAGUUUUUAAUAGAAGCUUUCUCUAUCAAUUGGCACAACCUAAAGAAGUUUUUUAAAGGGGCAAAAGUAAUUACAGUAAAAUAUUUCAUGGUAGCUUCAGAAAUAGAAGGAAUUGCAACAGUUCUUAAAGAUACUUAUGGCAUUCUAGGUAUACAGUGGUGAACCCUUGCUGGUACGAAUCCCAGACAAAAAAAUCUGUAUUAUUAAUGUUCUUUUUCCUUUCCACCUAAAUAAUUUCUAACUUUAACAUAACUAUAACUUCAAUGGAGUCUCCUUUGAUGAAGGAUUUAUAAUCUGCUGUGAUUUAGUUACAAUAUAUUCAGUUCAAAUUGGUAAGGUAAAGUGUGUCCAAAAAUUUAAUUGCAAUGAUAUUUUGCAAUAUAAAAAUGCCCCAAUAUUACCGCUCUGAUUACACCUUUCAGUUUAUUGUUUCAACUCAUGUUGCAUGUUACAAAGUUUACUUAUAAUACUUUAAUAUAAAGUUAAUUCCCUUUUUGCUAUACAUUAGCUUUGCCAUUCAAAUGAAUUCUCUAGACCAGAUGGCAACAGUGUAGAAAAGGAGGGUAUGUAAGAACGGGGAGAGAGCCAACAACUGGAAAUUUUAAAAUCUGAAUACUACAUAUGUUUGUGUGAUUUGAAAUGAAUGUUCUAAAAUCACAAGAAAUUUUUCAUUCCCCUGUUGCUUUCCAGUAAUUAUAUACCCUGGUCCUUUCAAAAUGUUUGUAUAUGUAAUCAGAUGUACAUUUAUAUAAAAGAAAUAAUUGAGAUGGACUUAAGAGCACAUCCCUGAUAAAUACUUUCUCUCUUACCUGUACUAUAUUUCUAUUAGACUAAAGUUAUGUGAUUUUUUUUUACAUUUUUUCAAAUUACUAGCAAUUUUGAUAGUUUGUAAGAUAAUGCGAAGAACUUUCUCUGACAAACUAACUGCAGUAACAGAAACAUUUCUUUUCAGUUACUCUUUUUCAAGAAUGAAAGCUUAUUACACACAAAAAUUGUAUACUACUUGAUGGAAAAUUACUUUGUACUUCUUGGCCAUAUUACUGGUCACUGAGUGAAAUAAAGAUAAUCUGGAUAACGAA
This is a messenger RNA of Fulmarus glacialis (Northern fulmar), 3730 nucleotides long. It is a transcript of the gene NLGN1, whose product is annotated as neuroligin 1. The record is from RefSeq and is a predicted model, not a curated record. The transcript has 4 exons. Gene Ontology annotation, molecular function: signaling receptor activity; neurexin family protein binding. The coding region runs from base 1 to 1938 and encodes 645 amino acids. NCBI's taxonomy places the organism in Eukaryota, Metazoa, Chordata, Aves, Procellariiformes, Procellariidae. Gene Ontology annotation, cellular component: postsynaptic specialization membrane; synapse; cell surface. Gene Ontology annotation, biological process: postsynaptic membrane assembly; neuron cell-cell adhesion; chemical synaptic transmission.